AUGGAACUCUUCUCGCCGACGAGCCAGCAGUCGAACCCCGCGACGCCGGCGCAUCCAAUGAACACCAACCCCCACCAUUCACCCAACUCCCCGACUGUGAUCCACGACUUUCCUGCCCUCGGCCGCCAUGGCGCGACCUCGAUACCCCCCGAUCAGCCCGUGGCCAUGACGCCCUCUGGCCAGCCCGCGCUGAACCCGCGCAGCUGCGUCACCUGUCGGAAGAGGAAGGUCCGCUGCGAUAAGCAAAUGCCCUGCAGCAACUGUCGCCGCGCCGUUAUCCAGUGCAUCUUUCCGGCGCCGGGCCGCGCCCCGCGUCGACCGAGACCAAAGGACCCGAAUGCGCCGCCCAAGAACUCGAGCGAGCGCGAGGUCGAGUUGAUGAAGCGCUUGCGCAAACUCGAGGGCAUUGUUGAGGAGCUGAGCGGCCAGAUCGAAGUCGAGAGCGGCACGGGGAGCAACAGCGGACGACAGAACUCGAGCACGGGAAACUCGCCAGAGACCUUUGGCAACGACGCCGGCGGUGACAGGGUGGGGAGCACGCAGAGCAACAGUUCUACAACGACGGCGCUGAGGGAAGCGAUUGCGCCGAAUAAGAUGGACACAGACUCGGACCCGAAGCGACCCAACGACAAGCAACCGGGCCUCAGCAGGCAGUUCGGCAGGCUGGUGCUUCACGAUAAGGGGAAAACGAGCAGAUACGUGAGCAGCGCAUUCUGGUCCAAGCUGAAUGACGAAGUAGGUCCGCCCGAGUCAUAUUUCCCCCUGCUAUCACUGACAUGGGUGUUGCAGCUGGACGAGCUACGGGAAGAGACGCACGUUCUGGACGAAGAUACCGACGACUCUGAUAUCGAUGAGACACCCGACCACUCCCCUGAGCAGACUGUGGAUGCCGCGACCGACCACCAUGCCUUCAUUCUGGGUUACCGGUCUUCCGAUGUCGACCUGCGCAAGCUGCACCCCCUGCCCUCGCAAAUCCCGUUCAUGUGGCAGAUCUACCAGGAGAACGUGGAGCCGUUGCUCAAGAUACUGCAUAUUCCAACCAUGGAGAAGCUCAUCCGCAACAUGCGGCGCGACAUUGACGAACUGACCCCCGGAAACGAGGCCCUUUUGUUCUCCAUCUACUAUGCGGCCAUUACGUCCAUGGAAGACGAGGAGGUCGAAAAGAACUUUGGUUCGAAGAAGGAAGUGAUGCUGUCGCAGUACCGCUUCGCCCUCGAGCAGGCCCUCGCAAAAGCAAACUUUCUGAACACCUCAGACAUGGUGGUACUGCAAGCGUUCGUCUUGUUCCUGACACUGGUCCGGCGCGAAGACGACACUCGGUUCUGCUGGACACUGACGGGGUUGGCGAUACGCAUCGCGCAAGGUCUGGGCAUUCACCGGGACGGGACGAACUUUAACCUCCCGCCUUUCGAGACUGAAAUGCGGCGCCGAUUGUGGUGGGCCAUUUGCACACUGGAUUUGAGGUCUGCCGAAGAGCUGGGCAGCGACCUUACCGUUAUCGAUCGCUCGUUUGACACGCAGCUUCCCUCCAACGUAAACGACUCUGACAUCGAACCGGGAAUGACCGAGGUACCAAAGUCGCGACGAGGCAAGACGGACUGCGCCGUGUCGCUGGUCAGAUACGAGAUUUGCUCGCUGUCGCGACGACUACACACCGCCGGCUCGGCCAUGGCCGGUGUCUGCCCUCGAGAUGCCUCAUCGAGCGUUGAGGACCGGGAGCGGAUGCUGAUUGAAGUAUACGACCGCGUCGAGGAGAAGUUCCUACAGCACUGUUUUACGGAUGACGAUCCCCUCGUCUGGAUGGCCGCCAUGAUCGCUCGUGUCAUCAUGGCCAAGAUGAGCCUCGUCAUCUACCAGCCGAUGCUGUUCCCUGGCAACGGCCACGAGCUCUCCAACGAGGUUCGCGAUCGGCUCUUCUUGUCGGCCAUCGAUAUCGUGGAGAACAACUACAUCCUCAACACAGACCGCCGCUGCAAGCAGUGGCGGUGGCUCUUCCAGACUUAUCGGCAGUGGCACGCCAUCGCUUAUAUUCUCAUGGAGGCCGGAAGGCGCCCGUGGUCGGCGACGUCGGAGAGGGGCUGGGAGGCCGUCAACAACACCUUGCGAUUUGACCGAGACCCGGCGGAGAUUUCCAGAAUGGCAGACCACAUGGCAGUGUGGGUGCCGUUACGAAAGCUCAGCGCGAAAGCGACCAAGCAUCGGGAGGCGGAGAUUGUUCGCCUGAGGUCAGAUCCCGAGGCUGCCCGCCAGCUCGAUGUCGACGACCGGAUGAACCCUAUACCGGCGAGACUUGGCCCUGUCCCGGGGAUGGAAGCCCAGCAUGCGCAGAUUCGCGCCCGCUGGCGAAAUCUCGUGCGUACGGACGGUGCCAGUCCAGUGCAACCGACAGCCAACCACCCGAACCAGACUCAAGCUGGACUGGGCGCACCGUCCGCCUCUCAACCACACCAGCCGGCCCAGAUCCCGGCUUCGGUGCGCCCGCCAAGGGAGCCCGAGUUCAUCGACACUGUCAUGAUGGCGCGGGGCUUCAACCCCAAUCAUAUUUGGGAGUACCUCUACCCCACGGCUCAGUCUAUGGCGGCUGAUCCGAACAACGCACUCUUCCCGCCCAGCGCCUCACAAGCGCCGACUUCGCAGCCCGGGAUGUCCUCUGACGUUCAAUCGUCAACCGCGCCGGGCCAAAACAUGGACGCAGAGCAGAGGCAGCGGCAACAAGCCAUCGCGAUGACGUCGCAACCCACCGCAUCGUCGUCUCUGGACGACAACCAGCCCCCGUGGCUGUGGGCCGACCCCUUUACCUCGAUUAACAACGUGCCGGGCGACUCCAUGGACGUCAACAUGGAUAACCUGGACGACUUUAACUGGCAGAACUGGCAGGAGAGCAUCAAGGGUUUCGAGAUGGAUCCCGACAACAUGACGCAGAAGGGAGCGUGGUAA
This is a messenger RNA of Colletotrichum spaethianum, 2937 nucleotides long. Its product is annotated as bikaverin cluster transcription factor bik5. The transcript has 2 exons. Bases 1 to 2937 code for a protein of 978 amino acids. NCBI's taxonomy places the organism in Eukaryota, Fungi, Ascomycota, Sordariomycetes, Glomerellales, Glomerellaceae. The record is from RefSeq and is a predicted model, not a curated record. Gene Ontology annotation, molecular function: DNA binding; zinc ion binding; DNA-binding transcription factor activity, RNA polymerase II-specific. Gene Ontology annotation, biological process: DNA-templated transcription; regulation of DNA-templated transcription.